CUACAACAUGACUAGCAUGAGCGCAACGCCACCCCCCACAGAACCAGACGAGUUUGAAGCCAAUCUAAACCAACUUAUGGUCGCGUAUGGAUGUGGCCUGGUCUUUUUUCUCGUCGGUUUUGCUUGCUGCUACCACUGGACACAACAUAUCCACGCGUCCCAAACCGUGUGCCACGUACCCGAGCUCACGAUGAUCAAGAUCAACACCAAACUCCUCCGUGGCCUAUGCGUGGCAAUGCUCUCGGCCCAGUUGGCCCUCUUCGCCCAUUCGAUUUCGCUGCCAGACAGUGGGAAAGCGGCUUCAUUGUUCGAUAGCCUCAAUCGUCCCCUCGGCGCCAUGCUUGGCAUCGCGUUUGGGUUUUCCACCAACUUCCACGCCAGCUUUCGCGUGUUUGUCGCGGCCUUCCUCGCGGCGUUGGUGAUUCUCGAUUCGAUCUCGGCAGUGCACUAUGUAUCCAUCCGCAUGUGUGCCAAGAAGGGGGCGCUAUGUUCGUCUUCCAAGGCGCUGACUGCUGACCGCCUCGCCCUCUUGAUCGCGCGAGACAUGGUUGGAAUUGCGCUGCAAGUGUGGGCCCUUCUAGUCAUAUCGUUCCUGUGCGUGUCCAUUGGCAUAUGCCAUUCAAGGUAUUCACCGCGCCAACUGUCAAUAAGCAGCCCGUACUCCAACAUCCGCGACCUCCUCACCAAGUAUCACCCCCACCUCAAUGUUAAACACAGCGUCUAAAUCAAGUUGUGGGGAUGAUUCCUCAAGUGUACAGUAG
This is a messenger RNA of Aphanomyces astaci, 761 nucleotides long. RefSeq lists its product as hypothetical. The record is from RefSeq and is a predicted model, not a curated record. NCBI's taxonomy places the organism in Eukaryota, Oomycota, Saprolegniomycetes, Saprolegniales, Verrucalvaceae. Bases 8 to 724 code for a protein of 238 amino acids. The transcript has a single exon.